GUGUGUUUACACUGCGGACUCUCGAGAAUAUAGAUAGGUCACAGAAAUAAGAAUAUUUAUGGAUAUGCUUCUAACAUACUUUUUCAGAUGACAUGAUGGCCUGCGUGUGGUGCCAACAUUUACAAGCAGUUUGAGUCGUACUCCGGAUUUUGCUGUGUUUUGUUGGAAAUUUGAAGUGGGUAAAAAGAAAACUUCCGUGUAACCGAGAAACAUGCUGAAGCUCGAGGUGAUUGCUCUCGUGCUCUACGUCUUUCCAACACAGCUGUUGUCAAUCCAGGUUAAUGUUCCUCAGACGGAGAGAUACACAACUCUGUUUGCUUCUGUCAUUCUGCGGUGUGACUACUCCACCACUGCAAACCAACAAGAUGUCCUGGUCACAUGGCGAUACAAGUCUUUCUGUCUGGAUCCAAUCCUGGAAUAUUACUCAACUGCAUACCAAGCAGCUUUGGCCCUUAAGCAGGACCCAGCUAAUGAUUGUCCAGACAGUCAGCGCACUAUUCGCAUAGUGAUUCAGAAAAGGGGCAUCAACGAAGCUACUCUGGGGACAGAGUAUCGACAGCGCAAGAUCUCUUUACAAAAUACUGCAGACCUGGUAAUCAAUGAGGUCAUGUGGUGGGACAACGGCAUGUAUUACUGCUCCAUUGAUGCAGCCGGUGAUGUUGUGGGAGACUCUGACAAGGAAAUAAAACUCAUCGUGUAUCACUGGCUGACUGUGCUGCUCAUCAUUCUUGGGGCAUUGUUGCUGAUCAUACUGAUUGGUGUCUGCUGUUGUCAGUGCUGUCCUCAGAAUUGCUGCUGUUAUGUGCGUUGUCCCUGCUGUCCUCACACUUGUUGCUGUCCAGAAAAAGCGGUAAUGCACCACAAGAUGAUGCGUGACGCUCAAAAGGCAAUGGUACCAUGGCUUCAUGGACAGCCCAUUUAUGCCCCUAUUGCUUCAAAUGCAUCUUCUCAGGGAAACCCAUUACUGUAUUCAGGCUCAUUUUAUGAAACUCCAUCCAAACACAACUUUCCCAUGGGCCCAAUGGCCAUUCCUUCCCCUCAACCAGCACCUCCCCAUGGAUACCAUGCCAAUGUCACCAUGAAUGGGAAUGCACAUGGAAAUAACCAGGUGUUAGAUUUUGUGGAGAACCAGGUUAGAGGGAUGAAUAUGGGAACCUCGAUGCUCCAGCCUCAGCAUCACUACGCAGCAGUCCCGCUUCAAAACCUUCAACCUCAUUAUAUGGCCUCACAACCCCAACCCACACCACAGGCUGUGUCUUUUUCAGCCAGGCCACCCAGCAUGCUUUCAGCCCUGGAUGAGAUGGGUGUACAAGGUGUGGAGCGCAGAGUCAUCCAACUGCCUCCCAUUGUGGGGCGUGCAAAACAGAGCUCUCGGCGGGCUAAUGGUGGUGCCCAUGGGAGACUUCGGCAGUCUAGUCAGUCCAGUGGUAGUUCUAAUCGCACAGGUCAUCAUCGGGAUAACUCCUGGAGGGAGCAAGCAUCUUCACGAAGAGGGAUCCCACGCAGCUACAGUGACGAGUCAGACUGGGAUGACAGGCGUGGAGGGCGAGGUUCUGCAGGACGCAGAGGAGGUUCAGGUUCAGACAGGUCUCGUCCAUGUGCCCUCAGUAAAGGGGAGCUGUUGGAAGAGUUGGAGCGUGCGACUAAUCGGAGGGACAGGAGUUAUUCACCUGCUCCACGCAGGGGCUCCUGGAGUUCAGAUGAGGAGGACAGUUAUAGAAUGGAAAAACGAUCUCAAGGGAGAUUGUCUGAGAAACCACCAGCUUACUCUUCCAUUGACAUUCUGCCUGGCCACAGCAGGAGGAGCGACCACUUCUCAGAUAAGAGUUCUCGCAGUGGCACAAGCGUGGUGAUCUGAAUCCUCAACCUGCCUUGUCCUUCAUUUCCAAACUGAUCUGUCACUACUUACCACCUUCAUGAAUGUCUACUGGAGCAGUGUACUAUCAUUAGGACUAAUGGUGCACUUUUGCACUGAAAUUAAAAAUUGAUCACAGGUGGACUGCAUUAGAUAUCUGGAAGACAGUGAAUGCACUGUAUGCCUUUUUUUUUUUUUUUACGUGUAUUUUAUCUAUUUUAUUUUAAGCUGUAGAUAUGCAAUCACUUGAAAACAUUUGUUUGUUUUAUACUACUAAUGGAACUUUUUUAUUGUAUAUUGUUAAAGGAAUAUUCUGAAUUCAGAACAAAUUAGGCUCAAUUGACAGCAUCUUGUGGCAUAAUGUUAAUUAUCACAAACAUUUAUUUAGACUCGUCCCUCCUUUAAAAAAAGCAUGGAAGUGAAUGGGGCCAAUCGGUAAACGUUAAAAUACUCAAAAAUGUAGCCACAAAACGUAAACAAUAUGUGUGUUAAGAUGAUUUUAAUGUGAUAAAAUCGCUUAGUAAUCUUUUGUGUGUACAUGUACACCCAGUUUUACAACUUCGUUGCCAUGACAACAUAACGCUGUAAACCCUAAAACCUUAAAACAACUGUAAAAAUGUUGAUUUAAACAGCUUUACAGCUCCAUAAUACAUGAGUUUUAACAGAAGAAUUAAUGUAAGUGCUUUAAUAAAAUAAUAAGCUUCACAUUUCUGCCUUUAAACACUCCAAAAAUUGGCCCCAUUCACUUCCAUUGUAAGUGCCUCACUGUAACCUCGAUUUUUGUUUGUUUUAAAGAAAAGGAUGGACAAGUCAAAAUUAUUUGUUGUGGUAAUCAACAUUAUGCCACAAAUGCUGUCAACUGAGCUCAACUUUUGAACCCCGAAUAUUCCUUUAACCACAAACAGGGUUUCUGGUAUUUGAUUAGUACAAUAUGUGGAUGACGCUCAGUGGCACUUCAGUGAAGGUUAUACAUAAAAGAGCCUCUUUUGUUCAUUUAAGUGUUCUGUUUACUUCAGUUUGCUCUUUGGAGAUGUUCUUUUGUUGGUUUAGUUGUUUGUUUUCAUGUUUGGUACUUUCAUCUAAAUACCAUGUUUAUCAAGAGAAAGGUAACUGUUUCGGUGUCAGUACAAAUGUAUUUGCUAUUAGUCGCAUUAAAAAACAACACCAUAACACUCAAUUCUUACAUGAGCUGUACCAUCUGUUUCAAAGAGAAAAGCUUUCAAGGUCUUUUGGUUGACUCUUGAGUCAUGUGCUGAAAUUGCUGUAGACAUGGUUGGAAGUUACUUUUACAGGUUUUAUCUGGGAACAUCUGUUUGAAUACCUUCCUGCGUAUAUGUGAUUUUUUUUGUUCUUUUUUUUUUUUUUCUGAAAAAUGUCGACAGACUUUCCUCUUAUAAUUAAAUUGGACUGUUAUUACAAUAUGUGC
This is a messenger RNA of Myxocyprinus asiaticus (Chinese sucker), 3281 nucleotides long. It is a transcript of the gene ildr1b, whose product is annotated as immunoglobulin-like domain containing receptor 1b. The record is from RefSeq and is a predicted model, not a curated record. The transcript is spliced from 8 exons. Gene Ontology annotation, cellular component: plasma membrane. The coding region runs from base 212 to 1858 and encodes 548 amino acids. Gene Ontology annotation, molecular function: high-density lipoprotein particle receptor activity. NCBI's taxonomy places the organism in Eukaryota, Metazoa, Chordata, Actinopteri, Cypriniformes, Catostomidae.